AUGACGACACCGAUCCCCUUCUCGGAGCCCUCGUGGCUCAUGGGCCUGCCCUCGCCUUACUUCAAAGACACCCACAAGCGCUUCCAGGCCGCCAUCCGACCAUUCAUCCAGAAACAGCUUUCCGAGAACGCCAUCGCUUGGGACAAGGAGGAGACGAUCCCCGAACAUGUCUUUGGCGAGUUCGCCAAGGCCAACAUGCUCAUCCCGGCCCUCCCGGCGCCGCUGCCCGUCCAGUGGCUCAAAAAGCUGGGCAUCCACGAGCUGCCGGGCGGCGUCAAGGUCGAGGACUUUGACUACCUCCACUCGUACAUCUACGUCGACGAGAUGAUCCGCUCCGGCCUCGCCGGCCCCGGCGGCAGUCUGACCACCGGCAUGGCGUUUGGAGUGCCUCCCAUCAUCAAGUUCGGCAACAAGCAGCUGCAGGACCGCUUCCUGCCCGAUCUCUUGACCGGCAAGAAGCGCUCCUGCAUCGCCAUUACCGAGCCUGACGCCGGCAGUGACGUUGCCAACAUCACCACCACCGCCGUCAAGUCUGCGGACGGCACGCACUGGAUCAUCAACGGCACAAAGAAGUGGAUCACAAACGGCAUCUGGGCCGACUCGGCCUCCAUGGCUGUCCGCACCGGGCCCGAGGGCUCCGGUGCCGCUGGCCUCUCCAUGAUUGUCGUCCCCCUGAAGGGCUACCCAGGCGUCAACAUGCGUCGCCUCAAGGUCCAGGGCCAGGUCUCCGCCGGCACCACCUACAUCGAGCUGGACGACGUCAAGGUGCCCGUCGAGAACCUGAUUGGUGUCGAGGGCAUGGGCAUGCGCUACGUCAUGACCAACUUCAACCACGAGCGCCUGACAAUUGCUGCCGGCACCACCCGCCAGGCCCGCGUCGCCCUCUCCGCGGCCUUCGAGUACGUGAUGAAGCGCGAGGCGUUCGGCAAGCCCCUGGUGGACCAGCCCGUCGUGCGCCACCGCCUGGCCAAGGCGGGCGCCCUGCUCGAGUCCCAGUCUGCGUGGGUCGAGCUGUUUGCCUACCAGAUGACGCAGCUCGCCAAGGACGACGCCGACCGGGAGCUCGGCGGCCUGACUGGCCUUCUCAAGGCGCAGGCUGGGAUAGUGUUCAAGGAGUGUGCAGACACUGCGAUGCUCUUGUUUGGCGGCAAUGGGUACACCCGCAGCGGCCAGGGCGAGCUCAUUGAAAUGCUCCACAGAGAAGUCCCCGGCACCAGGAUCCCUGGUGGCUCAGAGGAUGUCAUGCUGGAUCUCGCCGUGAGACAGCUUGUCAAGCUGUACAAGGCCAAGACGAAGGCUCUGGAGGCGGGUGCCAAGAUUUAG
Messenger RNA from Microdochium trichocladiopsis, 1323 nucleotides. Its product is annotated as short-chain specific acyl-CoA dehydrogenase mitochondrial precursor. Gene Ontology annotation, molecular function: flavin adenine dinucleotide binding; oxidoreductase activity, acting on the CH-CH group of donors. The transcript has 2 exons. NCBI's taxonomy places the organism in Eukaryota, Fungi, Ascomycota, Sordariomycetes, Xylariales, Microdochiaceae. The record is from RefSeq and is a predicted model, not a curated record. The coding region runs from base 1 to 1323 and encodes 440 amino acids.